GUGACAGUGCAGGCGCAGGUUGUGAUGAACGUCUCCGGCUCGAAGUAUUGGGAAGAUGGCGAAGGCCUCGAGGCCGCCCUGAAGGCGCUCGACGGCAAAGCGCAGCAGGCUGUCUCAAAGCACGAUGAUCCGAACUCUGCCUUGGAAGAGGCACCCUGCACUCCAAAGCGCCGGGGUCCGCGCAGCUUGAUGCAGGUGGAGGUGCUUAACAGUCGCCACGACGAUGCAGUUCCUGCACCGGUGUCUGCCAGCAACGAAGUCGAAAAGGUGGCGGCGUCGGCUGUUCCGGAUGAGGGUAUGCCAGAUGCCCCUGAGGUCCAUGCAGAGGCGGAGGCCGCGGCGGCUGUGCCCGACGAGGGUAUGCCGGAUGCGCCUGAGGUCCAUGCGGAGGAGGCAGCGGCGGCUGUUCCAGAUGAAGGCGUCCCAGAUGCCCCUGAAAACCAUGCAGAGGCCCUGGCGGCUGUGCCGGAUGAUGGCGUUCCAGAUGCCCCUGAGGUCCACGCAGAGGCGGAGGCCGCGGCGGCUGUGCCCGACGAGGGUAUGCCGGAUGCGCCUGAGGUCCAUGCAGAGGAGGCAGCGGCGGCUGUGCCAGAUGAAGGCGUUCCACAUGCCCCUGAGGUCCAUGCAGAGGCAGAGGCGGCGGCGGCUGUGCCCGACGAGGGUAUGCCGGAUGCGCCUGAGGUCCAUGCAGAGGAGGCAGCAGCGGCUGUGCCAGAUGAAGGCGUUCCACAUGCCCCUGAGGUCCAUGCAGAGGUGGAGGCGUCGGCUGUUCCGGAUGAGGGUAUGCCAGAUGCCACUGAGGUCCAUGCAGAGGCGGGGGCGGCGGCAGCUGCUGUGCCAGAUGAAGGCGUGCGGGAUACCCCCGAGGUCCCUGCAGAGGUGCGGGAACCCUCGACCUGA
This is a messenger RNA of Symbiodinium sp. CCMP2456, 900 nucleotides long. Lineage: Eukaryota; Dinophyceae; Suessiales; Symbiodiniaceae. The record is from the annotation of a GenBank genome assembly.